Messenger RNA from Magnusiomyces paraingens, 1551 nucleotides. RefSeq lists its product as uncharacterized. The transcript has a single exon. NCBI's taxonomy places the organism in Eukaryota, Fungi, Ascomycota, Dipodascomycetes, Dipodascales, Dipodascaceae. The record is from RefSeq and is a predicted model, not a curated record. The coding region runs from base 1 to 1551 and encodes 516 amino acids.
AUGCCUUGGCUUCUUAAACUUCUUAGCCCUAUUUUGGGAACACCAGAAAAGGAACGCCAACGUGCUCUUGACAGAAUUAGUCGCUCAACUCCAGUUGAAGAAGGAGGGUUCAAGUUUUACUCGCUUCCUAACGAAGAAGCAGAGGAACAUCAUCUAUUCCAACGCCCAGAAGCUCUUCAAUUCUUCUACAAUGGGAAACUUUACAAAGUUACUGGUGAACGUGCCUCUGGUGUUUUUGAACUCUUCCUCGACCUUUUGUAUGUCGCCAUGAUUGCUCUCUUUUCUUCAGAUGUUGCAGAACACCCUGACUGGCCCCAUCUUUUAAAAUAUCUUGUUAUUUUUUUCCACUCAUACCAAAUUUGGCAAGAUUUACGUGAAACUUUUGACAAUUAUUACACAGAUGAUAUUUUACAGCGUGGCAUUGUCUUGUCUGUUAUGAUUGGUAUGGCUAUUUUUGCAAAUAAUGCUGCUUACAUUGGUUUUGGACACAAGAGAAGUGAAGUAGCAUACCUUUCCGCCGUCAUCAGUUUCCAGGUUGUUCAUUUUAUUCUAAUUGCAAAUUGGUUUUUUUAUUCCCUUUUUAUUCCAGAACACUUGGUCCGUAUGCGUGUCAUGGGCUGUAUCAAUAUUUUUACAUUCCUUUUACGUUCAUUACUCCUUAUCCCUCAUACUUCUUGGACUUUUCGCAUUAUUAUUGCACUUCUUGCUUUAGCAAUUGAACGCGGAUUUUGGGUCUAUAUUUAUUCUCCAUGGUUCCAAACAAAGGAAUACACUGAGUUUUCUACUGCAGUCAAUAUUGAGCACGAGUCAGAUCGUAUGACUGCCCUUUAUAUCAUCGUCUUGGGUGAAUUUUUAAACAGUUUGAUUUCAGAUGCUUCUAUUAUCUUGGGUCUUGACAUUGCGGCCGGCCGUGCUGUCAUGGUUUUGAUUAUUGCCUUUUCGCUCAAUUGGCUCUAUGUACAUAAUGAUGGCUCUGUCAAAAAUACCCACGCUUUACGAAGAUCUGCUUUAACUGCCAUUGGAUGGUUUAUCAUUCACGAACCUCUUUGUGCUGCUCUUGUGUUGUCUGGUGACAUUGCCGCCGAGUUUGUCAAGUACGACAUCUUGGAAAACUAUAACCUUGAAUGGUUUUUUUGUUAUGGUCUUGCCAUUGGUACGUUUUCUCUUUGGAUCAUGGCUCAAUGCACCUUAGCUCGCGAUGAAUUGGUCUGGCCUAAACAGAUUCGUCUCUUAUUCAGACUUAUUGAUGUAAUCAUCUUUGCUCUGCUACCAUUUGCUAAACUCGACACUUCAAAUACUUUACUCGUUGCGUCAGUAUUAAUGGUUAUUACUGUAGUAUGGGAGAACUAUGGUAGUCUGCCAAAGGACCACAAUAUUUUCACAGAUCUUUGCUACGAACCAAACCAAUCUUCAGCUCCAUUAUUAUCUAGCGAACCACAUGAUCAUUCAGCAGUUGAACAAGAAGUCGAAGCUCUUCUUCACGCAAACGAGACCAUUGACCCUGGUACUGCAGAACAAACUGCAAACAAAUAUGGUUCUGUUGGACAUUAG